UCCAAACUUACAUUUUUCACUCUUCCUCUUAAGUUUCAGCAUCAACAACUUCCAAACUUCAAUAUUUAGUUUUCUUUUAACUUUUUAUUAAAGAGAGAAUUUUAAAUCUCGUAGCACAAAUAAAUUUGGUUGUCUUGUUUUCCUCGGUUUCUGAUAUCAUAUACUCUGUUUUUGUUACUAUUCCUUGAGCUUUAAGAAACACAACAAUAGGACUUAGGGUUUUUGUUUUGUGGAAGUUUCACAUUGUUUUCGACAAGAAAGUGAAUCAUUUAAAGAAAUUAUAGAUAUAGACGAUGGUGGGAUCAUAUUUACCACCUGGUUUCAGAUUUCAUCCAACAGAUGAAGAACUUGUUGGUUAUUACCUGCACAGAAGAAACGAAGGUCUUGAGAUCGAGCUCGAAAUCAUUCCAUUAAUGGAUUUAUACAAGUUUGAUCCUUGGGAACUUCCAGAGAAAUCCUUCUUGCCGAAUCGAGAUAUGGAAUGGUUUUUCUUCUGUCAUCGUGACAGAAAAUAUCAGAACGGAUCUCGCAUAAAUAGAGCAACUAAAUCUGGAUACUGGAAAGCCACAGGCAAAGAUCGAAAAAUCGUUUGUCACUCUUCUUCUUCUUCUUCCUCUGUCACCGGGUGCCGAAAAACCCUAGUUUUUUAUAUGGGUCGAGCCCCUUUUGGUGGUAGAACCGAGUGGGUAAUGCAUGAGUAUCGCCUCUUCGACAACGAUACUUCACAAGGAUCACUAAAUUUUAAGGGAGACUUUGCGCUGUGUCGUGUGAUAAAAAGGAAUGAGCAUACGCGUAAGAAAUCUGAAACCAACUCACCAGAGGUUUCAGAUGAUCUAUUGAGCAACAAUGUUAAGAUAUUUUGUCAAGCAAGUGACCUAGAAAAGAGUUCUUGUGAUGCAAGUAACACACUCUGGUCUUCACCUGAUUUCAUCCUUGAAUCAUUUUUUCAGGGAAGCUCACAAUCACAAACAGAAGUAGAUUCUUGUUCCCAAGUAUUUGCACUCCCCGAAUUCGAAUAUCCAUCAGAGUUCUCCGCAGAUUUGAAUUUCGACUGGGAAAUGGAGAAUCCAUUCAUGUUUGAUUAUCAUCCAGAAGCUCAUAUGAACAAUGAAGUCAUGAACUAUCACAUUCUUGGGUAAAGAAAAACAUUCACUAAUCUCAAAACCAAACACUCCAGUCUCCAGAUGGAUCAUGAUCUAACUAUAAUCCCAUUUAUUUAGUAUAUAGUUUUGUUUGUGUAUAAUCAUAUAGUAUAGUUGCAUAUUAUGUAAUUUAAAACUACAAGAUUCUCCACUAUCAACUAGUAGUUAUAAAUACACUUUUCAUAG
Messenger RNA from Arabidopsis arenosa, 1328 nucleotides. Lineage: Eukaryota; Viridiplantae; Streptophyta; Magnoliopsida; Brassicales; Brassicaceae. The record is from the annotation of a GenBank genome assembly.